GUGUCUUGUGGUCUAAGCCUCUUACUGUCGCUUUUGCGAGCUUGGCCCGUGUGCCAAGCUGGGUUUAGAGACUUUGACUCUGGCUGCGCCACCCGCAGAAGCUGAAAGAAGCUGUAGUGGUCAGUGAAUUCGCCCACCCUUUUAAAAGGGAGGCUCUGUCCUUUGCUCCUCGGGUCAACUAGUGCUUUGAGGCGGGACUUGGUGUUGGGGAUGCUCCUUAAUCAUCCAAAUGGAACGCCUCCCUCAGUUCCUCAAGUUGUGUUAUUUGUUGGCACAGAAAAAAAAAUGAUAUUAAGAUUUAAAUAUGAAUGAAUUCCUCUGUACCUGCAUGAGACCUUUCAUGAAAAGGUGGUUUGCAUUAUUUCCAGGAAUCACCGAAGGCAAACUGGUGCUUUCUAACAGGUGUCACCUCAGAGAUCUUCCUGUAUACAUCUAAAUGGUGGAAAGACUAUCUCCCAGUUGGACAGAGGAUGCCUGGGACUCGAUUCAUUGCUUUCAAAGUUCCUUUGCAAAAGAGUUUUGAAGCGAAACUUGCUCCAGAAGAACGCUUUUCUCCUCUGGAUCUUUUUAACAAAAUCCGAGAACAAAAUGAAGAGCUUGGACUGAUUAUUGAUUUAACAUAUACUCAGCGCUAUUAUAAGUCAGAGGAUUUGCCAGAAACUAUUCCUUACUUAAAAAUUUUUACAGUUGGGCAUCAAGUGCCUGAUAACAACACUAUUUUUAAAUUCAAAUGUGCUGUUAGUGGAUUUUUGAAAGAAAAUAAAGACAAUGACAAACUUAUUGGUGUCCACUGUACACAUGGCUUAAACCGGACUGGUUACCUCAUCUGCAGAUAUUUGAUUGAUGUAGAAGGCAUGAGGCCAGAUGAUGCAAUUGAAUUAUUCAAUAGGUGCCGGGGACAUUGCAUAGAAAGACAAAACUACAUUGAAGACCUUCAGAAUGGUCCUGUCAGAAAGAAUUGGAAUUCUGGUGUAUCCAGGUCAAGCGAUUUUGAAGACUCAGCACAUCUCAUGGAACCAGGGCACACCUCUAACAAGUCUAGUAACCAAGGAUCUAGGUAUAACUUACAUCGGACCUAUGGUUAUCCAGUGCCUUCCCGGCGUUUUCACACCCAGUCCCCACACUUGCAGCAGCCAUUCAGAAAAUUUUCACAAAAUCAGAAUGUUUACCAGAGAAGCCAUAUCCCUCCUCCUGGCCCUGCUGGAGAGGACUAUUCACAAAGGAGAUACUUUUGGAAUGUGAAGCCAAAUGGCAGUCAAGCAGUCCAGGAUAAGAGGUGGUAUCCUGGCAGUUAUCAGAGACUGUCCUAUCCGACCUACUGGGGAUGGACCGAGUGAUACAAAACCUGUCCUGGAUAUCUCCCUGGAGACCAGAGCUGCGCUGAAGAUAACUGGAGUGACUUAAUAAAAUCAGAGAUACAAAAAGUCCUUCUUGCUACAAGCCUACUCUUAUAGAAUUGUUCCCCAGGAUACAUCCUGAAGGCUCACAUUGGAAGAAAUUGGAGCAAGACAACUGUAAGGCAAAGCAGAAUCAGCAGGGGUAGGUAUGGGAAUCCAGCUAGUCUCAUAGUUGUGAAAAAGGCCUUGGCAAGCAGCUUCAAAGGAAAACACUCCCAGUAGAAAGGGCCAUCAUAUAAGCUUUGCCUCCUUCAAAAAUGUUUAUUUAUCAUCCCUUUUGUAUUCUCCCUUAUUUUAACUAUCAGCAUGGCUUGUUUUUAAAAAAAAAAAAAAAAAAAAACUAAUUAGGAUUUGAUUAUCUCCUGUUUCAUUUAUUCUGUAACACAUUGGUUCUUGUUUCUGCUCAUACCAUUGAAAGGCUUCUGGCUAAAAGGACCAGCAGCCCCCUUUUAAAAAGGGCUUUCGUAGUCUGUUCAGGCUUUUAAAAUUUAUGUUUUUAUUUAAAAAGCACAUUUUAAAACUCAGAUAGUUCUACUGAGAUUACCAUGAAAAAGAACAGUCCUCUGCCCUGCCCCAAUAUUCUUUUCUCAGAAGCAACCACCUUAAGUAUUUACAUGUUAUCAUCUGGUAUUUGGCUCUAUUAUUUAAAUAAUAUGACUAUAGCCACUUCUUGAUUUUUCAAUUUGUGAUACUAUGGUAGAUGAGGAGAAUGCUUUUGCAGACCUUCUACCCAUUCCACGCAUAAAACUUGUGGUUAAAUCUGUUCUAAAUUCAUGUUACUAGGUAAAUAUUAUUCCAUGAGCCAUAAGGUACCAUAGUUACGUUUCUUAUAAUCCCCUUUUUCCUGUCAUUUUUGCUUCAUUUUUUGCCUCUUUUCCUCUGGACCUAUCACUAGUUCGUACUGCAAAUUUCUAAUAGCAUUAUAAAAUAUCUCAACAUGGGUAAAUUCAUCAGAUUCUUUUUCGUUUGAAAUCUUCCCUGGAGUCCUCUUGGUCUGUUUCAGGUUAGGUUCUGUGUUUGUUUUCUAGAGCUACCAUAACAAAAUACUACAGACUGGGUAGCUUAAAUUAUAGAAAUGUAUUUGCUAAUAGUUCUGGAAACUAGAAAAGAUAAAGAUGUCAGCAGGGUUGAUUUCUUUGAGGCUUUUCUUAUCAUUUUGUGGAUGACUGGUUCUACCUGUGUCUUUGCAUGGCCUUUCUUUUGUGUUUGUCAGUGCCCUAAUCUCUCUCUCUCCAGUGGUUUUUUAUUGGUUUGGUUUGGUUUUUGGGUGGUUAUAGGGAUUGAAUCCAGGUCCUCACUUACUAGGGAGAUGCUGUACCUCUGAGCUACAUCAUCAGCCCUUUCCUCUUAAAAGGAUAUCAGUCAUGUUGGAUGAGGUCCCAUCCUAGCACCUCACUUGAAUUUACUUACCUGGUUAAAAGCUCUGUCUCCCAACUACAGUCACAUCUCCAGAUGUUGAUAGUUAGAACUUCAACAUAGGAAUUUGGGGGGAACACAACUCUGUCCGUGACAACUCUGUCUCUUGACCUAGGCAUAGCUCCGUCCCCGGAAUUCCACUUCAUCUUUACCCUGUUUAUUUCUUAGGCCUCUCUUGGGUCUCCUGGAUCCUGUAGCCGCUGCUUUCAUGGCUUCCUUCCCUAUUUGGUGGAUUAUAUCCUUCAGUAGUCAAUGGGAUGUAAUUUUUUUAAAUAUUUUUUUUUAGUUGUAGAUGGACACAAUACUUUUAUUUGUUUAUUUUUAUGUAGUGCCAGGGGUAUAACCCAGUGCCUCACGCAUGCUAGGCAAGCACUCGACCACUGAGCCCCAACCCUGGCCCCCAGGAUGUAAAUUUUUUGAAAUUCUUUAGUGACAAAUUGAUUUAUUUUUUUCUUCAUUAAUAAUUGAAUUUGCUAUAAAAUUGCAGGUGGACACUUUUAAAUGCAUGUAUACAUUGUUCUGCAUGUCAUUGUUACUGUUGAAUCCUGUAACUAUUCUGAUUCUGGAGCUUUUAUUUUUUUUUCUUGAAGCUUUAAGGUCUUUAUUUCAGGUAUUUUAAAAUACAUAAUACUAUAUUUAGUGAGCCUUUCAAUCUGGCAAGUUAUGAGAAAUUUUCAUUUUUACGCUCUUCUGGGGGAACAUCUAGUUGAAUGUUGGAUUUUCUGAAAUGUACCUCUAAGUUAAUUGUAUAUUUUUUUCUCCUAUUUUCUAUUUUUAAGCCCUUUGCUUUUUUAAAAAAUCUGCUGUUUUCUAAACACACACUUGUGUGUAUGUAAUUAUAUAUUUUUUAGGGUAUUUUUUUAUAUGUGUAUAAUUUUAAAGAGAUGGGGUCUAUGUUGCCCAGGCUGGCCCUGAAUUACCAGGCUCAAGCAAUCCUUUGCCUCAGCCUCCUGAGUAGCCAAGACUUUGGGCUUAUUCUACUACCACCUCUAAUACUUAUUUCUAAGAACUAGCUCUUUUUUUUUAAUGAAUGUAUUAUCUUUUAUCUCUUUAAUGAUACCUGUUUUUAAAGUUCCUUUUGAUCUCCCCAUCAACUUUCUUUUUUUCCCUUGUUUGUGCCUCUGUUUCUCAUGUUAGAGGUGUUCUUGAAAUACCUGGUAACCCUAUUUAUUGGCCCUGUCUGUAUUUAUAAGAUUGGGGCAUUGAAACUGAUGGAAGCUCUGUUUUCUCAUAGUAAUAAGGCGAUUGGUCACUUUGUUUUCUGUUUACUUUCCCACUGCUGCACACAUUUAGGUUUUAUUUUUUUCCAUUUUGAUAGUAUCAUCUUUGAAAAUCUUAUUGCCAUCUGUCAUCUAUAUUCAUCAUCUAUCCCAUUUUUGGGGGAAUUUUUAUCUUUAAAUAUACCUUUACUGUUAUUUGGUGGGGUUUGAGUAGGGGCUAGAGAUAGCUAUGAGACCCAGCAUAAUGAGAAUUUAAUUACCAAAUAAAUUGCUGUAAGGGUUUAUCCUCAGUUUGGUAAGCUUGAGUUUUUAAAAAAAAAAAAUUAGUACAUUGUGUCCCAGGAGUGCAGGCCAUUGAGUUAUGAUUUGGAGCCACAAACAUUCCUACUAUGGAAGGAGGCCCCAUCUAGGAUCCUAUCUAAACCUUCUUUCCAGUGAAAUUGCAAUAACUGUCCCAGAAUUAUGUCCUGAAAAUAGUUCAGUCAUGUUAUUCUCCUCUUGGAAAUCUUGAAUGGCUUAUGGGCUUCAGAUUCCAUUUUUAGCUCCUUGUCAAGGCUUUCUUUAUCUGACUGCAAGCUGACUUCUCAAAGCCUUUUACUAUGUUCCACUCCAUGUCUGUGUGCCAGCCAUUUCAUGGUACAUUGCGCCAUACACAUUUAUGCCACCAUGUGCUUAUUCUUCCAGGUUGUUCCCUUGGCUGUAGUCUCUGCCCUGUGGUUGCUGUGAGCCAGUCCCUCUCAUUGUAUAAGCUACAUCUCUAUAAAGUCUUUUCUCCCAUCCCUGCCCACUAAGGGAAAGAUGCCUUUUUCAACAACUAACCUUGUCAUUUUAUUUAUGUCUUGUGCUAUAUGAAAUACAGGUUCUAGGGCACCAUCUCAGGCUUCCUCAACCCCUUCCUUCUCUGAAAGCACCGUCUGCCUCUGGGUCCACAUUCCCCUUUUUAAAAAACCUUUGAUACCAAAUCUUAUUGAGAUCCCCAAGUUAACUAGAAUCCAAGUUAGCUCUGGGCCUGCAAGGUCCUUCCAGCCCUGCACCUUGUAUACUCUCUUCACAGAUAUGGCCCUACUUUAGAGGAAAUGCUAUACAAUAGCUUUCUGGGCUGCCACUGAAGGGUGAGGUAAUGAUCCAGAAGUGUGGAGGAGUCUGCUCCCUCUAGGGGUUCUUGAUGAAUGAAGUGUUGAGGACCAGAGGGAGUCUGCCCCUUCUUUUCCCUGCUGAACACUACUCUCAACCAUGUUUCUGAGCCUUCCAGAGAAGGUCCGGCUUACUGAGUGAAUACACAUGCCAGACAUCCUGCACGUCUUUCUGGCUCAUUGUAAAGCAACGUUGCAUCACAUUGCUUAGCAUUGCUUCUUGCUUCGCUUACCCUUUCUUCACCCUUACUUCUCUGUUUUUAAAUACUGCAAAUAAAAUACCAGUGAUUUAAUCCUUGCCUCAGUUUUUAAAUACUGCAAAUAAAAUACCAGUGAUUUAA
Molecule: messenger RNA, 5507 nt
Organism: Ictidomys tridecemlineatus (thirteen-lined ground squirrel)
Lineage: Eukaryota; Metazoa; Chordata; Mammalia; Rodentia; Sciuridae
Source: RefSeq, a predicted model, not a curated record